Messenger RNA from Hemibagrus wyckioides, 1333 nucleotides. Its product is annotated as dual specificity protein phosphatase 13-like. Gene Ontology annotation, biological process: protein dephosphorylation; negative regulation of MAPK cascade. The transcript is spliced from 4 exons. Lineage: Eukaryota; Metazoa; Chordata; Actinopteri; Siluriformes; Bagridae. Gene Ontology annotation, molecular function: protein tyrosine/serine/threonine phosphatase activity; MAP kinase phosphatase activity. Gene Ontology annotation, cellular component: cytoplasm. The coding region runs from base 174 to 743 and encodes 189 amino acids. The record is from RefSeq and is a predicted model, not a curated record.
CCGCUAAGAACUGCAAGGGGCUUUUGUUGCCAGGGAGGUUUAUAAUUAUCCACCAUUUAAAAAAGGAAGCAGCCUCCAGAGGCAUAUCUGCGGACUGGCUGUCGACGACGUCCCUGACCAAGGAGAAAAGAGCUGACGACCUGAGAGAGGAGAAAAGAGACCGAAGCUAAAAAAUGUCGUCUCUUAAGGAGCUCUGCGCCUAUGAAACACCAUCCGUUGCUGAACUGCAGGACUUCCUGUUGGCUGACAGGCACCCCACUGGACAUGUCAACCAAGUGUGGCCCAAUGUGUACAUUGGCAAUGAAGUUGCGGCCCGUGACAAGUCAAUGCUGCACAGCAUGGGGAUCACCCACAUAGUCAAUGCAGCCAGCGGCCCCCCACAUGUAAACACCGGACCUCGCUUCUACAGAGACAUGGCUGUAGAUUAUUAUGGGGUGGAAGCCGACGAUUCCACAGACUUCGUCAUAAGUGUUUUCUUUUACCCAACAGCAAGAUUUAUACGUGCUGCCUUGUCCAAUAAAGGGAAAGUGUUUGUGCAUUGCUUGAUGGGAGUCAGCCGCUCGGCCACGCUCGUCUUGGCCUUUCUUAUGAUCUGUGAGCAGUUGACCUUAAGGGAAGCAGCACGAGUUGUUCGCCAACACAGAGACAUUUGCCCCAACCCUGGCUUCCUCAAUCAGCUCCGUCACCUCGACAUGAGCCUCGUGCGUGAACAGAAGAAGAAGCUUGAAGCUUUCAAGCUAUAGACAAUUGUCCAAGAUUUAAAAAUGUGACAAAGUCUAUUCCAAAAGUAUGUACCCUCCAGCUUUCAGGCCUGAUGUUUUGAUCCAUGGCAACAACUCAUUUAGUCAUUUAGCAAUAUUCCUUUCAUGACGGUAGCAAAGUGGAUAUAGGAGGGACAAUUGAAGCCUUUGCCCAUAAAUAGUUAUUAACUUCCACAGACUGCAGGGUUGCAAAAUAAAUGGCAGGUUUGUUUUAAUUCCUUCCAGAUGGCACGCGCUUUGAACUUGUUCCAAAAGGAGCCUAUGAGCAUGUGUUGUUUUUUUUUUUUUAAACUCUUGUGAAAUGAGAUGGUUGUGGCCUGCUUUUUAUCGUAUGAAGGUGGAACAGGAGAAACAUGCAUGGCUGGAUGUCUUGAAGUCCUGAUCCCCUGCAGAGACUCUCUAAUGGGUAUCAUAUGCUCUAAUAUGUUUAGAGGUUCCACACAAAACAAUGUGAUUUGAUCCACUGGUUUUAGCCAUGUACUGGGUAAAAGAAUAAAAGCUUGCUUUCUGAAUGAAUGCAUUAUUAUGAUAGAUCGUAUGCACUUACCGCCCGCUUUAAUAGGAACACCUGU